AUGUUCGCCGAGAAAAACUGUCACUUUUUUCUUCUUCUGUUGGCUGGGUCGACACUGGUAAUGGCUAAUCCAGUUCCGGGCUCAUGUAAAUUGCCAAAUUGCAGACGUCCAGGAACAUCCAUUCCAGGUUCCUUGGAAGCAAGCAAAAUUCCACAAAUGGUAGUCCUGACAUUUGAAGACGGCGUUAAUUCUAAACAAUUUAAACACCUGAAAGAAAUCUUUGGCGAAACCUAUAAAAAUCCCAAUGGAUGCCCAAUGAAAUACACAUUCUUUCCUACUGACAUUGAUAAUGAAUAUAAUGUGUCCUCCCUACUGGCCGGUAUGGGAUAUGAACUUGCUUCACAUAGUCUCACACACAAAGUGCCUCCCAGUGCCUGGUCAAACAUGACAGCUGAUGAGUUCAAGCAAGAAAUGGUCGGUAUGAAAACAAAACUCACAACACAUUCCAAUGCCAAAGUUGCUGGUGCCAGAAUACCUUUUCUUGAAUUGGGUGGAGAUGUCCCUUACCAAGUUUUCCAAGAAAACGGUUUUGUGUGGGACUCAAGUAUGAUUGCUGGUUCAUUAACAUAUCAAAAUGAUGCUCCUGUUUGGCCUUUCACUUUAGACGAACCUGUGUCAAAAAAAUACUGUGCUUUCGGAAAAUGUCCCAAAGGUUCUUACCCAGGGUUGUGGGAAUUUCCAUUGAAUCGUCUUUACAACGAUAAGGGCGAGGCUUGUUCUCUUGUGGAUAGAUGCGAAUUACCAGACAACACAGCUGGCGUCUUGAAAUUCCUUCGUAAAAAUUUCUAUGAUCAGUAUUAUAAUAAGAACCGCACGCCAUUUGGUAUGUACCUUCACAUCUCCUGGCUCAGAUGGUCUGCCAUUUUUGAUUCAGCAAAAGCUUUUCUAGAGGAAGUUGCAAAACUAGAUGAUGUAUACGUUGUUACUGUGUCACAGGCUCUUGACUGGGUGAAAAACCCAACACCUUUAUCCCAAAUCUCAACUCUUCCAUCUUGGAAUUGCAAACAGUGA
Molecule: messenger RNA, 1011 nt
Organism: Acanthosepion pharaonis
Lineage: Eukaryota; Metazoa; Mollusca; Cephalopoda; Sepiida; Sepiidae
Source: the annotation of a GenBank genome assembly